GGCUCAAGGAGACACUGAGCAAACAGCUUUCCAGAGAGCUUCAACUCGGCUGUCAGAAGGGGCAGUUUGGUUUCUGUGCAAGCAAUACUCGCAUUCCAAACAGCAUUAGAGAAAAGCCAGUGGGUUUGUAUGCAUUUUUAUUAUCAGUUCCAGAUCAGGAACCUGAUGCUAAUUUCUUCUUAAAGCCUGUGUUUGUGGUACAAUUUAUAUUCUACAACAAAAAAAAGGAUGGCGAUGUUUUUCUCUUGCUAGCUUGCUCUUUUCUUUUCUUUCUUUUUUUUUCCCCCCUUCCUGGCUUUACUCCAAGGACCUUUCCUGCUUGUUCAUUACAUUCUCAAGAUGAAGCACCCGAUGGUUACAGCAGUGCUGGUAGUACUAGUGCAGGUUUCUCAGAAUUUCCCUGCCUUAUACCACCGAAGUUGGUGGAGGCUGUUAAAGGAAGGAGAUAGUUGUGGAAAAUGCAAUUUGGCACUUUGCUCCGAGCCUAAAGACUGUCCAGCCGGGACUGUAUUGGACCGUUGCGGCUGCUGUCCUGAAUGUGGAAAUGCGGAAGGUCAGAUCUGCGACUUGGACCAGGGCAAUCAUUUUUACGGGCAGUGUGGGGACAACCUUGAGUGCAGGUUGGAUGCUGAUGAAGCAAGGUUUGGGGAAGUCCCUGAACCCCAGUGUGUGUGCAAGUCUCAAGAGAGCAUCUGUGGACCUGAAGGGAAAACCUAUGAGAACAUCUGUCAAUUCAACAAGGCUUAUGCUAUGAAAAGGAAUAUCAGCAUGAAACACAAAGGACCAUGUGAAUCAGCUCCUGUUAUUUCUAUGCCACCUCAAGAUGUCCAGAAUUUUACAGGCAACGAUGUAAUUUUUGGCUGUGAGGUGUCAGCCUAUCCUAUGCCACACCUUGAAUGGAAAAAAAAGGGGAAUAAAAUGUUUCUGCCAGGAGAUGACGCCCACAUCUCAGUACAGGCAAGAGGUGGGCCUCAGAAGUAUGGUGUGACGGGCUGGCUGCAGAUUCAAGGCCUCAAAAAAUCAGAUGAGGGCAUUUACAUCUGCCACACCAAAAAUAAGUAUGGUGCAACAUAUGCCUCUGCAAGAUUGAAAGUCAUUGAUGGCUCAUCUUCUGCAUUCUCAUUUCAUGCUGGCAGUAGAAGUGCAAGCUACAGCAUUGAAUAUGGGGACUAUUAUGACCAUUCUGAUGAUGAAGAUGAGGAAGAAUAUGAAUCUGGGGACUAUGAAAAUUGAAACAACUCUGAAUAAUAAUUUUUAUACAUCUGUUGUCCAAUACCUUUCACACUCUGCUAUUAUUUACUCGUAUUUACUCUGUGCUGCAAAUGGCUCCUCUGAUAACACACGUAUUCACUUGUGUAUCCACCUUCCUGGAAUUCAACUUUGGCUGAAGUGUUAUCAUGCUACUUACCAGAAAUAAGAACAGUUGUAAAUCCAUACAUUUAGACUGUUAAAUAAAA
Pterocles gutturalis (yellow-throated sandgrouse) is the source of this 1457-nucleotide messenger RNA. Its product is annotated as kazal-type serine protease inhibitor domain-containing protein 1-like. The transcript is spliced from 4 exons. The coding region runs from base 340 to 1233 and encodes 297 amino acids. Gene Ontology annotation, biological process: regulation of cell growth; regulation of signal transduction. Lineage: Eukaryota; Metazoa; Chordata; Aves; Pterocliformes; Pteroclidae. Gene Ontology annotation, cellular component: extracellular region. The record is from RefSeq and is a predicted model, not a curated record. Gene Ontology annotation, molecular function: insulin-like growth factor binding.